Molecule: messenger RNA, 9384 nt
Organism: Taeniopygia guttata (zebra finch)
Lineage: Eukaryota; Metazoa; Chordata; Aves; Passeriformes; Estrildidae
Gene: KCNA3
Product: potassium voltage-gated channel subfamily A member 3
Biological process (GO): action potential; protein homooligomerization; potassium ion transmembrane transport
Cellular component (GO): voltage-gated potassium channel complex; membrane
Molecular function (GO): delayed rectifier potassium channel activity; protein binding
Source: RefSeq, a predicted model, not a curated record
CAGGGCUGGGGGCGGAUUUUUUGAGAAGAGCCUCAGCUCUUCAGAGCAGCGGCAGCCGCUGGAGGAGUUGGGCGGCUGUUGCUCCCUCUCCGCCCGGAGGAGGAGGAAGAGGAGGAAGAAGAGGCUUCAGCUGCCGCCUCUCGGAUCCCCCCUCCCCCCCUUCCCCUUCCGCCCCACACCUUUAUGGACGAGCGCCGGAGCUUGCUGUACUCUCCGGCCGCCUCCUCCGCCGGCCGGCAGCCGCGGGGCGGCUCGAGCAGCAGCCACCACAACCUGGGCUACAGCGAGCCCCCCGCCGCCCCCCAGCCGGGCCCCGAGCAGCAGGAGGAAGAGGGCGAAGAAGGGGAGGAAGGCAGCAUGACCGUGGUGGGAGGCGGCGGCGGCGGCGGCGACCCCUUGCUGGAGGAGCCGCAGCAUCCUCCUGCGCUGCUCGGGGGGGAUCGCUACGAUCAGCCCCCGGCGCCGGCCGUGCCCGCCGGGCAGCCCGCGGGCGCUGCGGAGCACGAGUGCUGCGAGCGCGUGGUGAUCAACAUCUCGGGGCUGCGCUUCGAGACCCAGCUCAAGACCCUGGCACAGUUCCCCGAGACGCUGCUGGGGGACCCCCGGAAGAGGAUGCGCUACUUCGACCCCCUCCGCAAUGAGUAUUUUUUCGACCGUAACCGUCCCAGCUUCGACGCCAUCCUCUACUACUACCAGUCGGGCGGGCGCAUCCGGCGGCCCGUCAAUGUCCCCAUCGACAUCUUCUCCGAGGAGAUCCGCUUCUACCAGCUGGGGGAGGAGGCCAUGGAGAAAUUUCGGGAGGACGAGGGUUUCAUUCGGGAGGAGCAGCGGCCGCUUCCCGAGAAGGAGUUUCAGCGCCAGGUGUGGCUCCUCUUCGAGUACCCCGAGAGCUCUGGGCCGGCCCGAGGCAUUGCCAUUGUCUCUGUCCUGGUCAUCCUUAUCUCUAUUGUCAUCUUCUGUCUGGAGACCCUGCCUGAAUUCAGGGAUGACCAUGACUAUGAGGGAACUGGGGGGACCUUCGGGACAGGCAGCGGCCCUCUCCCACCUGAUGUCUUCACCAACUCCACAUCCUCACCUGCUUCCAUGGUGUCGUCCUUCACCGACCCUUUCUUUGUGGUGGAGACUUUGUGCAUCAUCUGGUUCUCCUUUGAGCUGCUGGUCCGUUUCUUUGCCUGCCCCAGCAAGGCCACUUUCUCCAAGAACAUCAUGAACAUCAUUGACAUUGUGGCCAUCAUCCCCUACUUCAUCACGCUGGGCACGGAGCUGGCUGAGCGGCAAGGCAAUGGCCAGCAAGCCAUGUCCUUGGCCAUCCUCAGAGUCAUCCGCCUCGUCAGGGUCUUCCGCAUCUUCAAGCUCUCCCGGCACUCCAAGGGGCUGCAGAUCCUGGGGCAGACUCUCAAGGCCAGCAUGAGGGAGCUGGGCUUGCUCAUCUUCUUCCUCUUCAUCGGCGUCAUCCUCUUCUCCAGCGCCGUUUACUUCGCAGAAGCUGAUGACCCCAGCUCAGGGUUCAGUAGCAUCCCUGAUGCCUUCUGGUGGGCCGUGGUCACCAUGACCACUGUGGGCUACGGGGACAUGCACCCCAUCACCAUUGGGGGCAAGAUCGUGGGGUCUCUGUGCGCCAUCGCGGGGGUGCUGACCAUCGCCCUCCCCGUGCCCGUCAUCGUCUCCAAUUUCAACUAUUUCUACCACCGGGAGACAGAAGGUGAGGAACAAGCCCAGUACAUGCAUGUCGGGAGCUGCCAGCACCUCUCGUCCAGCGAGGAGAUGAAGAAGGCUCGCAGCAAUUCCACCCUCAGCAAGUCUGAGUACAUGGUGAUUGAGGAAGGGGGGAUCAAUCACAGUGCAUUCAAACAGGCUGCCUUUAAAGCAGGCAACUGCACAACCACAAACAAUCCCAACUGUGUGAACAUCAAAAAGAUCUUUACGGAUGUUUAAAACAAACCGAAACCAAACGAACAGCAACAAAAUCUGAGGAUGUGGUAAAACAAUACCAAUAAUAAUACCAAUAAUAAUGCAAAGUAACCGUGUGUCGGUGUUGUGUGGAACAUGCACCAUCGUCGGUCCUGUGUGUGCCCUCGUUUUUAUACCUUUAUUUUUUUAGAUCCUUCCUUUCUAAAGAUCCAAAAGUAAAAGGAUUUAAAAUUCUCUGAAGAAGAGGACAGCUAAAGGGUAAAGAGAAGGAAGAUGAAGAAAAACCACACUCACUGUCAAAAGAGGUGUUUGUUCUGCAACGUGUUGCAGAGCUGCUUUGCUUUUUGGGCUUUUGGGGAAUCUCUUCCUUUGCUCCUGAAUUUCUCCCUCUUUCCCUAAGGGCAGUGUGUAGCCAAUCUCCCUUCCAUCAUGUAAAGUAACUUGUUGGAUUAACAAACUCGGACUGGGUGGAGGAACGAGGGAAAAAUGAGGCAGAGUGUACUGGGAGGGGGCUGGGAGGAAAUAACCAUUUAAUUCUGCAGAGAGUCUCUGUUACCACAUUGUUAAAUGAUGCUUAAUAUUGAAACAUGUGAUGUGCCAUUACGGGCACAUCCCAGAUUCCCUUUUUCUCCCCAUUAGAUCAUUUAUGAAAUUCUAAUCUGGUCAGAGACUGAGUGCAAUCAAUGCUGAUUUAAAUAGAAAAAAAAUCCCUAAGCCUUCAUUUUCUAUUCUGGAUUCCCUUCCCCUGUAACCUGAUGGAGUUAUUUCCUCCAAUGUCAAGUCUGUGACCAUGCAGCAGGGAUGUGUGCAGGAGCAGGGAGAGGAGAGGCAGACUGGAAUGUUUUCGGGAGCCGCCGGCGCAGGGAGCGAUGUCGGCACGGAGCAGGAUCCAUGACGGGCUCCUUGCUAUGGCUGGGAGCCUCCAACCCACCCAGCCGGAGACAAAGGGAUAUUUCCUCCUCAUUUUGCAAUGCCUUUGGAGGAGAUGCAGCCGCUUAUCACCAGAAGAUUAAAGUGGCGAACACGCCUUCCAGCGGAAGUCACUAAUUCCGACCGGAGUGAUGCAGUUGCCAUGGUGACCAUGGUUUCCUGGGAAACCCCCAGAGGUUGUCAUGGCAUCCCUUCUCCCAUCCCCCUUGGUCCUUGCUCUUCCCGCAAAAAGCCUUUCCAGAUGGUUCCAGCUCCUCCAUCCCACAGGACAUCGUGGCUCUGCACCCCCUUCCUGGUUCUUGCUCCACUGCUCCUCCUGUGUGCCCAACAAAGCAUCCACAGGCAAUAAAAAAUCCACCUGUCCCUCACCUUGGCAGUGAAAUCUGGGGAUGGAGGUUCAUCCUGCUCCACCGAGAACGACCCCAAACCCAGUGGGAACUGGCACCAAGGAGCUGCCGGGAAGCUUGGCCGGAGAACCUCGGCAGCUUUGUGAAACAAGGGGGACAGUAAAAAACAGGAUUGAAAAAUAACCAAAAAUCUCGCUGGGAAAAAUCACAAAUCACCGGCUUCAUCUUCACGUGUAUGCCAGGGGCUAUGGGACAUCUGAUGGGAUCAGAUCACAGAAGAAGUUUUGAAAUGAAGACCUUCAGGACUGUGUUGAGAAAUAAAACAUCUCCAAGGAAAGGACAAACAUCCCAAACAUCCCCAACACUGCCAUGGACCCGACUGACAGAGGGCCUGUCCUCCCCAGCUAAACCCAGUCCAUAUUUCAUAUAUAUAUUUAUAUAUGGAAUAUUUCCCACUUCAUCUGGGUUUUCUAACAAGUGCAUUAUGUAGAAGGGAACAUCUUUGGAGCCAGAUUAUCUUCAACUCAUGUGCAAUAUAACAGGACUGAGCAAAGCCAGGAGAAAGGAGGAGGAGAGGUAGAAGUCACAUAGACAUUAUUUCAGUAUUUUUUAAUAUUAUUUUUUAAAAAAUCUCUUGAAAGAUGAAGCAACCAGAAAGGAAAUGUUAAGCAGAGCUGCUAAAACUCAGUCCAAGUGUUUUCUUGGGGAGGGAGGGAGUGGGGGGAAAUUUGGUUGCUGUCGCUGUUCCCCGGCAAAGGCCACGGGUUGUUCUCAGCUUUUGGGAAUCAUUCCUGUUUCAUUUUUCUCACUUUCCUGGAAAUGCCCUUUAUAAGUAGUUCUGUGCUGUACCAAAGGCUGUGAUUUACUUUGAGUCCUUAUUUAGAAAGAAACAUCUCUGCUGGUGCUGAGGAAAAGGGUGUUGAACAGUUGUGCCUUGCUAUCAAGAUCACUCCACAAAAAAAUGAAGGAAAAAUUGAAUUUCCAGGAUAGAAAAGGUCUAAAAACCCAAUUCUUGGCUGACCAUGCUCCUGCUUCCUUUCAUGAGAGCCUCUCUGCCCUUGUCUGCACUUCCACAGUACCCCAGCCUUGUGGGAAUUUUUUAGUGUUGCCUUUUUAAUUCUGUAAUAAUUGGGAAUUCCAUCUCUGCUUUGUCCGUUGCUGUUUCAUUUUGCAUAUUGAGGUUUUUGGUGGCAGGUUAAAAGCUGUGGGUUGCCCAUACUGGGCUGGGAAGCUCCUAAGGCUGGACUUUCCAUAACCUCACUGUGUUUCCUAGCACUGCACAGAUCAAUGUUAUCCUGGUGCCACGAGAGAAAUGGUCUGCAAAGGGAUAAAUGAUGUGCAAAGGGAUAAAUGAUGUGCAAAGGGAUAAAUGAUGUGCAAAGGGAUAAAUGAUGGGCAAAGUGAUAAAUGCAAAUGGCAGAGGGGUUGAUGGUCUUUCCUUCUUCUGGCUCUCCCUUUUCCCCAUCCCCAGCUUCAUCCACCUAUUCAUGCUGCCUCCAUCCCAGCUUGGGGACUGAAACCCUCCCAGCUCAGCCUCCAUCGGAGGAGCAGAGUGAAACUUGGAACAGCAUUAGAUUUAAGGGUGAAAAUAAUGUUGGAGGGACUCAGAUGAGCACAGGAACCUCUUUGCGUUGCAAUAAUUCCCUGGCAAUGGUUUGGGAAUGUUAAUUUAGACUGGAUAGAAUCAAGUGAGCUGGAGCUUCCUCUGAAGCAGAGGCUGCUCAAGGGGAGGUAGCAGGAACCAAAAUUAUUGUGUGUGAAACAGAUCCUUGAGCUGAUGCUGCUGAUUGUCUUUGGUGUCCCAGGACCAGCCUGUAGGUCCCCACCAGGUACCUGGAAGGUGGAACAAGGACCACUCUUCCAGAGGGAAACACCAAAACAUAGAUCCUUCCCCCAGUGGAGCUGUUUACCUGCAUUUCACACAGAAAUCCACAGGAGACACACGUGGGAUGCCUGGAGGCACAGCCCCAGGGAGGAUGCACUGAAACCAACCCCUGGAAUGAAGGCUGGAAACGGGAAAACUCGGGAACAGACAAGGCAAAGCAGCCAACUGUCUGCACCACAUUUCUGUCUUGUAGAAGAGCUUUGAAGAUGAACAAGAACCCUGCACAAAAACAUCAGUGGAAUUCGGGUUGAGAAAUUCCCUUAACACUGGGAAAUGACACGAUUCUUACAAGGAAUGCGUGGCUUUGGUGAGGUCGUGUUUAUUUUGUUUGCUUUUUAAACACGGGUAAUUUCUUGGCUGGAAUUCCUCCUCCUGCCACGGCAGGAGCACCUCUGGUGGUGGAGACUUUGUUCCUGGCAGAAGGGCUCGGGAGGCCCAAACACAGAAGUCUCCAGGGCUCUGCACAGGUGCAGGUUGGGCAGAAUGGGCUGAGAGGGCAAAAAGAAGCAAAAGUGUUAAACCCAGCAGUUUUUGUCCAUUUAAUCAAUUGGAGAACGAAGAGAAAUUAUGGAUCUGGCUCUCAGUAGGACAUUGCUCCUCUUGCAUUUAUUCCCAGCAUGGAAGAAACCCCGUGGCUGCUGAAGCUGUGGGUAAAUGGAGGAGAAAGGGCUGGUGCUGCUGGCACCUGGAUUUACCAGGGCUUUAACAGCAGAGGGAGAUUGGGAUCGGGGACCAGGAUUGCUGGAAGACCACAUGGAGCAGGUUCCUGAGCCCCGGAGAUGAGCAGGGGGUGCCAAGGCUCGGCAGGGAUGCCGGGGAAUCGCGGAGGUGAAACAACGCGCGGUGUGAAAUCAAUGCGGUGCGAAAGCCGCCUGCACAAAUUAGAGCUAAUUAGAGCAGUGGCUCUCAUUAACUUGGUUUGGCCAUGCCCUGCCUGGGGGACAGCUCGUGGUGGGGGCCGGGGAGAGGGAGUUUCUCCACGGGAUCUUCCAGCAAAUUGCUCCCACGGCAAAUCCCCGCGGGGAGCGCCGCGUUUGUGCCCCUCCGGGUGUCCCUCCCUGUCCCGCACAGAGGAGCUGUGUCCCCUGCUGCCUCACCCCAGACUGAAAUGAAUUAUUGCUCGGGCCAUAACAUCUCAGAGGCCUUAAACCACCCCUUUGAAAAGACCAGGAAAAGUGCCCGGUGUUUGGGGUGAGGGCUGGAAUUCCCAAGUGCUCUUCCCCACUGCCGCGGAGGGAGCUGCUGGCAGGCUGGGGGAGAUGGAGCUGGCCUUUUUUGGGGACAUCUCACCUCCCAAACCCCUAAGGAGCUGUGAAACACAUUUGUUUGCAGCCUCCCUGCACCGUGACAGGUUCUCAGUGUGCUCUUGAGCCUGUAAAGGAGAAUGAACAAAGCUUUAGCAGCUCAGAAAUGGUGAGAGACUGACCCCAAACCCAUUUUCCACCAUUUGGGCUGCAAACAGCCAAAGCCCCCAUGAAAUGAGAGAGACCCCAGGCUGCCCACAUGGGUAAGGGCACAUUAACAGGAGGAGAAUUGAUUUUCUGGAUUGCAGCACAGACCUGGAUCUUGGGAAGCCCUGGUCCCAAAGGUGUUAUAUUUAGUUUCUUUUGGAACAUGAUCUAGUAGCCCUUAAAAUGGGGGAUAGAAUGUAUCAGUACUAAAGUUAUUUUUAUUUUUCACCAGUGUUACACAGAGCUUUUUUAUGCGUGUGUGUGUGUGGGUGUGUGUGUGUGUCUGUAACAUGAUUAUACCUCAUCUGUUUUCAGUAGCCACUUGUUACAGCAUCUCUCUGUUAGGGCUCAAAACUGUACUUUGAUUAUUAAAGUGGUGGGAAAAACCAUCCCCACCCCCAACCAUCUCACCCUGGUGACAAUCUUGCCAAAUGCCACCUCUCCUCGGUGUUGUACGUUCUGGCGCUGACGAUGUCGCUCUGUGCUCUCGGGUUCCUCGUGCUUGGUCGCUGAGCCAGCUGGGUGUUAAUGUGCUUUUCCACAAUAAUUGAGAGUUUGAUAGUCUCUAAGUGUCAGCCCAGUGCAUUAAUCUGUGUUGCCACCACUCUGAGCCCAGCCUGGUGCGUGUUGCAGAUAACCAUCGUGCUGGGACAGCCAUGGCAGCGGGAGCGCAGGGCUGCGUUUGGCAAGGGAAGACAAAUUAAAAAUGUAUCCAGUCGAUUAAAAAAACAAAAAAAGGCAGCGAUUUAAUGAUGGCUGACAUCAAGAGAAGAUCCAAAAAAUAGCGUGCUUUGAUUCCCAUAAUCAUCCCAAGGCAGGCUGCUCAUCUUUAUUCAUAGCCCUUCAAAGCCGUGCUCCGAGACGCCAGAGCAGCUUGGAGCUGUCGUGCUCAGACGGGGCUCUUUAGACGCUGAACACGCACCAACCCUUCCCCUUUUAAUUUUUGGGUGCAAUUAAAGUGAUGAGAGCUCUGCUGCUGGCUCCGUGCUGGCAGAGAGGCAGGAAAAGCGGAUCUGGGGAGCUGGGCUGGUGUGGGGUCACGGAAAGCCGCUUCUUUUAAUGACAUGUUUUAAGCUGUUUUAAGAAGGCAGCAAAAUUAGAAAGCAAAAGAUCUCCAAAAGUGUUUCAGGGCACUCACAAAGGUUCAGGGGACACGGCACAGGGACAGGGCUUAGCAGUGAGGCUGUUGGGGGCAUUGAGGGAAUACUGGGAAGCUGCUCUGCCCUGCUGGAUUUGGGCAAAAGUCAGAAUUUACACCCUGGCACAGGGUGCCCCAUCCCUGGCAGUGCCCAAGGCCAGGCUGGAUGGAGCUUGGAGGAGUCUGGGAUAGUCCCAGCCCAUGGAAACAGGAUGAGCUGCCCCUUGCAGCCCAAAGCACUCUGGGGUUGUAUUAAUUUGUGAUUCUGUGAUUCCUGCAGUCCCAUCCCAGCCUCCAGCCCCUUUCCACAGGCAAACCCCUGCAGGAUUGGCAUCUCAGAAUCCAGCCUCGAGCAUGCUGGAGGCUUCAUUACCUCACACACUUGGGUGUUUUCUGAGCCAGCUGUUCAAAUGCUGUUAUUGCUACUGAAUCCUUUUAAAAUUAAGGAAUUUCUGAGCUGGAUUUUUUCUUCCCUGAGUGCUCCCCACUCUCCUGCAUUGCACAAAGCUAGCUGGAAGUCUGUCUUUCAGCCUGAGAUUAAAGCCAAGUACCAGCUCUGGGUGAAUGAAAUUACCCAUUCUAAUCCCCAUAUUUUCCACCAGCCUCUGAUACAGGUAAAUUAUAUUUCUUUUUCCCAUUUUCCCUGCUUGGUCCACAAUGAUGUCAUCAGUGCACCUGUAAAGGGAAUGGCUUGAGAUUGUUCUGACUGGUGCUGUCCCUAACACAUCUCUGACCAUUGCAAGGCCAGGCACUGCUGCAGGGUUUCAAAUCCAUCAUUCCUAUUCCAGAGGAUAAUUUCACAGCAGGACAAUUUGUCUGGCAACACACAAGUCAUGGAUGGAGCUGGAAUUGUGAAUCAAAAGGUAUUAAGUGGAAAUACAGUCAGUAAGAGCCUGAAAUAUUGGAAUUUUAAUGGAAAACUGUGUUGGCUGCCAUGUCCCUUGUGAUGCCAUUGGUGCACUGAAAUUAGACUUGUUUUCCCAAGUGCUCAGUCUUGCAGGAAAAUCACCUUGCUGCUGGAGGUCAGGGAUUCCAUGGCUGAAUUUGGCAUUUUGCAAGGAAAACAGGCUCUUAAUUUAUCACCUCAGACCCCAAAAUGUGGCAAAAAGGAGGCUUUGCAUCCUCCUCCAGCACAGCCGCAGCUCAUGUUUCUUAAUUUCCCAUCCUUUACUAUGCAACUGAUUUUCAUGGAAUCUUCCCAGGGUGGAGAUGGCUGGAUAUAGUUUUGGCUUUGCUUUCCUUCCUUCACAUGUGCAAGUGGUAAUGCAGAAAUGUUUCCAUGACUGUCUCACCUGGGACAUGCACUGGGUCUAUGAACAGUGACAUAUUGGGAAAUUCUGUGUAAAUCUGAACUUGUCUUUAAAUCUUGACUAAUCAGUGCCACAGGAGCGAUGCAAUUUUGAACUGGAGAUGUUAAUGCAGUCUUGUUACUCUGAGUUCAUUUUGAAUUCUGGUUUUGUCAGUGAGCUGUGUUACAACUGUUUAAAACUUGUUUUUUUUUAAUACCAGUCUGAUGCUAAAACCAGCUGCUGCAUCCCCUCGUCCUGGUGACUCCACCAUGGUGUGGGCCUUGUGUUCAGUUCCCAGUUAAAAAAAGUGAUUUUUUUUUCAGUUGUGUGAUUUUUUUACCUGAUGCUGAAUUUAUAUUUGAAUUUUUUUUUUCUCAUUAGAACUUGAAACUGUUCUUUCAUACUCAAAGUUCAAUAAAACAGCUGAACCGCA